Bipolaris victoriae FI3 is the source of this 609-nucleotide messenger RNA. RefSeq lists its product as hypothetical. The transcript has 5 exons. NCBI's taxonomy places the organism in Eukaryota, Fungi, Ascomycota, Dothideomycetes, Pleosporales, Pleosporaceae. Gene Ontology annotation, cellular component: cytosolic large ribosomal subunit; ribosome. The coding region runs from base 1 to 609 and encodes 202 amino acids. The record is from RefSeq and is a predicted model, not a curated record. Gene Ontology annotation, biological process: negative regulation of translation; translation. Gene Ontology annotation, molecular function: mRNA binding; structural constituent of ribosome.
AUGUCGACCUUCGAACCCGUCAUUGUCAUCGACGGCAAGGGCCACUUGCUCGGUCGCCUCGCCAGCACCGUCGCCAAGCAGCUCCUCAAUGGCCAGAAGAUCGUCGUCGUACGAUGUGAGGCUCUCAACAUCUCCGGCGAGUUCUUCCGCGCGAAGCUGAAGUACUCGGCUUUCCUGCGCAAGCAGACCCGUUUCAACCCCACCCGCGGUGGUCCCUUCCACUUCCGCGCCCCCUCCAAGAUGUUCUGGCGAACCGUCCGUGGCAUGAUUCCCCACAAGACCGCUCGUGGUGCCGCCGCCAUGGAGCGCCUCAAGACCUUUGAGGGUAUCCCCGCCCCCUACGACAAGAAGAAGCGCGUCGUUGUUCCCCAGGCCCUGAGGGUACUGAGGCUCAAGCCUGGCCGCAAGUACUGCACUGUCGGACGUCUCGGCCACGAGUUCGGCUGGAAGUACCAGGACGUUGUUGCCCGUCUUGAGGAGCGCAGGAAGGUCAAGGGUGCUGCUUACUACGAGCGCAAGAAGGCCCUCCGACGGCAGUUGGCCGAGGCCAAGAAGACGGCCAACGUGGACAGCAAGACCCAGGAGCAGCUUACCGCCCUCGGAUACUAG